Effrenium voratum is the source of this 1781-nucleotide messenger RNA. Lineage: Eukaryota; Dinophyceae; Suessiales; Symbiodiniaceae. The record is from the annotation of a GenBank genome assembly.
GGCUCAGGGCCAGGAAUCCCAGUUUCACCGAAGGGACCCUUCGCUUCCUGAGGUCUCGUAGCUGGCGAUGGACAUCUAGAUGGCCAUCGAGAAGGACUAUGAUGUCUUGGAGCGCUUGGGCGAGGGCGCUUUUGGAAAGGUCUACAAAGCGAGGCAUAAGAAGACCGAGGAGCUGGUGGCAGUGAAGCAGAUCAAGCUGGGCGCCAAGAGCUGGGACGAGGCCUGUAAGUCCACGGAGCUGGCCGCGCUGCGCCAGCUGCGGCAUCCCUUCAUUGUGCGCCUUAAGGAGCUUCUGCGGAACCAACUGGACGGGAGCCUGUACUACAUUUUUGAGUAUGUGGACAGCGACCUUUGUCGAUUGGUCAGGCAAUACCCCUCCGGCCUGGAUGAGUCCUUUGCUGCGGUGUUGGCGCGGCAGCUCUUCGCAGGUUUGGCACACAUCCACCAGCACAACUUCUUUCAUCGCGACAUCAAGCCCGAGAACAUCCUCUAUGAGAGCUCCCGGCAGGUACUGCGCAUCGCGGACUUCGGAGAGUCCCGGUCCCUGCGGGCGAGGCCUCCAUUUACUGACUACGUGGGCACUCGGUGGUAUCGAGCUCCCGAGUGCCUGUUGCGAGAUCGGGGCUACUCCUCCCCAGUGGAUGUAUGGGGCUCCGGCCUGGUUUUCGCAGAGCUCCUGCGCGGAUCCCCGAUCUUCAUGGGCAGCUCGAGCAUCGACCAGCUCUACAAGAUUUUCGCGGUUCUGGGGCAGCCCAUCUCCGACUGGCCGGACUUCGCUCGCCUGGCGGAGGCCUGCCGUUUCCGGGCCACCGCCACGGGCAGCGGCUUGCCGACUGUGCUGCCGCGGGCAUCCAGCCGUGUGGUGGCCCUCCUCUCGGAGAUCUUGAUGCUGAACCCUAGGCGCAGGCCUAUGGCACGGAAGGUCUUGGAGCACGCCUACUUCAACUCCCUGCCGCCUUUUGAUCCUGACCGGCUCGACACGGCCCGGUCUUCUGCAUCUGCCAUGGGGCGCAGCGACUCGCGAAACUCCUUCCAGAUGAACGAUGUGGGGCAGGCUCCGCUGACGGCUUCGGAUGGCAGGGUGCAGGCCUCCAGACCUGAGACGCCCCAGGCGCCGCCACCGCCGCCGCCGAUGACCCAGGCCAAGAGUGAGGUUUGUGUGGAUGAUGUGGACCUUGAUGCGGAGCUUGAUAAGAUUCUGGGCGACUCUCCACCGGAGGCGGAGCCCUUGCUUGCCAGCGCGGAGGUCUUCCCGCUGCGCGGCGGAAGCACCGACAGCUUCCUCCUGGAACCCGAGGGCACGCCCUUGCCGGAGCACGACCUGGAAGGCGACCGGGAGCGGCGAGGCUUUCCAGAGAUCCCGCCCCUGCACGUACACGCCAUCUCCCGGGCAGCUUCGCCAGACUCCCGGGGCGACAUCAUGGACGCGCUGUUGAAUGACCUUGCGGACUUGGGCGUAGGCGAUGAGCUGCCAAGCUCCGCGCGCCAGCCCCCGCCGCCACCGCCCCCCUUCGGUGCCGAGACCGAGAAGGAGAUGCCAUGGAGUGCCGAGGAGGGCAUGGAGCUGCGACGGAUUGUGAAGCGCAUUGUACGCGCUGGGAAUUCAGACAAGGAGCAGAUCUGGCUGGAGGUGAGUCACGAGAUGGGAGGACGACGAGCCCCACGGGACUGCAAGCUUCAAUACGCCAGGGACUACAAAGCCGACAAGCUGAAAAAGCAGGCGCGGGCCUAGAUGAUGCUGCUGAGCGUCCACUUUCUCUUGGCCAGGCUUUCGGCACAGC